AUGACGGCAGUGGGUAAGAGACUUGUCACGAUAGCGAAAAGAACAAUUGUGACGUACCCAGAAUUUGUGCAACUUGUCGAGGUUGGGCCACGUGAUGGACUACAAAAUGAAAAGACUCUUGUAUCAACAAAAGAUAAGGUCAAACUCAUUAAUUUGUUAUCCGAGUCAGGACUGUCGGUGAUUGAAACCACAUCCUUUGUCUCCCCCAAGUGGGUUCCACAGAUGGCCGAUAAUCGCGAGGUCCUAAAAGGGAUAAUACAAAAAAAAGGUGUCUCAUAUCCCGUUUUAACACCGAACCUUGAAGGAUUUCAAAAUGCUGUUGAAGCUGGAGCAAAAGAAGUGGCUAUUUUUGCGGCAGCUUCGGAAAGUUUUAGUCAAAAAAACAUCAAUUGUUCAGUUGAAGAAAGUUUCGAACGCUUUUGGCCAAUUUGUGAAAAAGCGGAUAGUCUUAGAAUUCGUGUGCGGGGGUAUGUGUCAUGCGUGCUAGGGUGUCCAUACGAAGGAUCAGUCGCACCAUCUGUAGUUGCUGCUAUUGCUGUAAAGAUGCUUGAAAUGGGGUGCUACGAAGUGUCUUUAGGCGAUACAAUUGGUGUUGGUACUCCUGCAUCUACUCUAGCGAUGCUGCAAGCCACGAAGCAAGUUGUGCCAGUCGAGCGUCUUGCUGUGCAUUUCCACGAUACGUACGGGCAAGCACUGCCCAAUAUUCUUGUUGCACUCCAGGAGGGAAUUACAGUGAUUGAUAGCUCGGUGGCUGGUCUAGGUGGCUGUCCGUAUGCAAGUGGAGCUUCUGGCAAUGUUGCAACAGAAGAUGUGCUCUAUAUGAUACAUGGUCUUGGCAUCAAAACUGGCGUAGAUCUUCACAAAAUCAUGGCUGCCGGUGACUUCAUUACAAAUGUGUUAGGACAUGCCUCUCACUCAAAAGUCGCACUUGCUUUGGCACCAAAGAAGAAGCUGAGUCAUCUCUAA
This is a messenger RNA of Peronospora belbahrii, 966 nucleotides long. The record is from the annotation of a GenBank genome assembly. Lineage: Eukaryota; Oomycota; Peronosporomycetes; Peronosporales; Peronosporaceae.